CGGGCUCUGGAACGCUCAGACGCCGCGCACGGCGGGGAUUGGUCCGUGAGCUUCGGCUUCGGCUCCUCACAGUUCGCCUCCGCCGCUCCCAAGACACCUGCUCGCUCGGCCAGUCCGGCGGCGCGGGCUUUCCCUGCCGCUCUCGCUCUCGUCUCCCGGCCCGCAGGGUGAGAAGGAGGGGUGGACCGUCCCGUCUCCGGAGCCCGACCGGACGCCGCUUCGCGUCGCUGAGCCGUUGCAGGGCGAGAUGAGCACGGACGCGGCGGCCGGGGCGCCUCUACCCCGGCUCUGCUGCCUGGAGAAGGGUCCGAACGGCUACGGCUUCCAUCUGCACGGGGAAAAGGGCAAGGUAGGCCAGUUCAUCCGGCUGGUGGAGGCCGGCUCGCCGGCCGAGAAGUCGGGAUUGCUGGCCGGAGACCGGCUAGUGGAGGUGAACGGCGAGAACGUGGAGAAGGAGACCCACCAGCAGGUGGUGAGCCGCAUUCGUGCCGCACUCAGCUCCGUGCGCCUGCUGGUGGUCGACCCCGAGACCGACGAGCGGCUGCAGAAGUUGGGCGUCCAGGUGCGGGAGGAGAUGCUGCGCCCCCAGGAAGGAUCCGGGCAGGCCGAGCCGCCGGCCGCCGCCGAGGAGCAGGGGGCUGGCGACGAAAAUGAGCCGCCCGCCCCCGCGCCGGAGCCGCACGAGGCCGAGAAGAGCCAUCAGGAGCGGCACGAGCUUCGGCCUCGGCUCUGUGCCAUGAAGAAGGGCCCCAACGGCUACGGCUUCAACCUGCACAGCGACAAGUCCAAGCCAGGCCAGUUCAUCCGGGCAGUGGACCCAGACUCGCCCGCUGAGGCCGCGGGGCUCCGGGCCCAGGACCGCAUCGUGGAGGUGAACGGGGUCUGCAUGGAGGGCAAGCAGCACGGGGACGUGGUGUCAGCCAUCAAGGCUGGCGGGGACAAGACCAAGCUGCUGGUGGUGGACAAGGAGACCGAUGAGUUCUUCAAGAAAUGCAAAGUGAUCCCGUCUCAGGAGCACCUGCAUGGUCCCUUGCCUGAGCCCUUCACCAAUGGAGAGAUCCGGAAGCCCCCCGCCUGGGGCCAAGGCAGCGGGGAGGGAGAGCGGCCUGGCCGGGGGCCCAUCUGCAGCCCGCCAUCCUGGGUGACAAGCUCCGCCUCUAGCUCCCCACCGCACAGAGGAGGCCAUUCUUCCCCCCAAGAACAGAGCUGCAGUGUCUGGCCGCGCGCUUCCCGGCCCCUGCUACUUCUGGGUUGGAAGAACAAAGCCUCUCCUCCCCGGACCGAAGGGAAGAGAAGACAGCGGAGGCUGGGGGAGAGAUGGCGGGGCCUGGUGCCAGCCGGGGCCGCAGAGGAGCCAGGCAGGAGCCGAGCACCAAGCCACAGCCCUGGUCAAGGCCUUGGCUCUAGGAGGGGCCGACGCGCUGUCGGACCACAGAACGGGCGCUCUCUGCAGGGUCUGCUCAAAGGCUUCCCUUCCCCGGGGGCUCCUGCUGGGGGACAGCCACAGCAAGGGGCUGGCCCUGGACCACCUGAGCCUUCUGUCACUCUACCUGUGGGUCUAGGACUCUCAUCCACCUCCUUCCUUCAAAGCCCUUCUUGGCUGCUUUGGCGUUAAGAUUUCAAGAAUCCCGGGGUCGAGUCCAAGUAAACGGUCAGAUGGGCUGCAGGAGAUUCAGGGAGCAUCACGGGUGUUCCCCACGCCAAGCAAAGAUGCUCCCAGUGUCCCCACCCUCCAGGAGGCCCCUCCUGGGUCGCCGUCCCAAAAGGCGAGUCAGCCCCAAAGGCUGCAUCGGGAGGACUGAGGCGGGUAACUCAGCUAAUCCCACGAUGGACGGUUCCUCCUGCCUGGGUGGUGGAACUGGAACCGGGCUACCCCUCUGAUCCUUGGAAGAAUGUGGAAAUGUAAAUCCUCGAGGGGCCCUGGCGGGCUUAGGCGGUGGGGCUGUGGGGUGGAUAGCAAGGGCUUAAGUGGAACUUCUCGGACCGAGGCGCCUGUCUUCCCUGGGAAUGCCCUUCCUCGCCCAGGACUGCCCACGCCAUGCCCUGCCCAGCCAACACGCCUCCUCUCUG
Kogia breviceps (pygmy sperm whale) is the source of this 2070-nucleotide messenger RNA. Lineage: Eukaryota; Metazoa; Chordata; Mammalia; Artiodactyla; Physeteridae. The record is from RefSeq and is a predicted model, not a curated record.